CCCAAUCGGUUUUUUGAAAUACGAUUUGGUUCCUCUCUUUUGUCGAACUUGCAGGUGUUAUAGAACUGGCUGACAAUCAGGAAAUACUGGAACAGUCAAAGAACGAAGGGUUGGUGAUAGCCCUUUAUGAGGCCAUAAGAUCCCGAGACGUGCGAACGGUGCACCAGAUCUUAGCCCCCGAUUUGGAGUGGUGGUUUCACGGCCCCCCUACAUACCAGUUCUUGAUGCGCCUUCUCACUGGCUCCGGUACCACGUCGGAUAAGCAAGAGGAAUCAUCCUUCGAGUUCGUCCCACUCUCGAUUACCUCCUUCGGCUCCACUGUCCUCGCCGAGGGCUGCGACCGCGACGGCAAGAUCUCUUGGAUCCACGCCUGGACCGUCGCUGAUGGGAUAAUUACCCAAGUCAGGGAGUACUUCAACACUUCUCUUACCGUUACUCGUUUUGGGAACUCUGAUCCACGACCUUCGGUGGCGGAGAUUGUUCCUUCGCAUUGCCCCUCCGUCUGGGAGAGCACCCUGUCCAGUCGGGUCGGGAAGUCCGUGCCGGGUCUUGUCCUGGCCAUUUAGGAUAUCUCUGAUCCAGUACUGCUGCUGCCGCGAUACCAGCUACUAAAUAAAGCGGCAGCUGACGUGUCGGGUCUUGGUUGGUUGCGAUGUGAACCCUAGGGCCUUGUUUGUGUUGGCUUUUAAAGUUUGUUUCGUUUUGUCUCGUUUGGUUUUUUACUUUUUUCUUUGUGUUUGAAAGUCUGUGUGUGGGCUGGGCCAAGAUGGGGAUGCUCUAUUGGCCGAGGCCUCUUGUGAUUAUCAUGUGGUACUCUUAUUAUGCAAUAAAAAUGGAUGUGCGUGAUUUUAUGAUGAAUU
Messenger RNA from Tripterygium wilfordii, 860 nucleotides. Its product is annotated as senescence associated gene 20-like. Lineage: Eukaryota; Viridiplantae; Streptophyta; Magnoliopsida; Celastrales; Celastraceae. Bases 225 to 566 code for a protein of 113 amino acids. The record is from RefSeq and is a predicted model, not a curated record. The transcript has a single exon.